CUCAUUGCCUUUCCAUUACCAACCAGAACUUAGGCUCAUUGUGUCCUGUUAGCUCAAACAGACAAGGUGGUCCUCUGCAGUUGGCUUUAUUCACAGACAAAGACAAUUAAGGAGCCAUGGCUGUUGCAAAUUUCCAAUACAUAACUCGGAUGAGCAGUGGUUUCAAAGUUUACAUCUUGGAAGGUCAGCCCAACCUAAGAAGUGAAGAUAGAUUCAGGCAUAUGGCCAAUGAGAGAGUUCGAGUGCCACCAGUGCAUCCGGUCAAGCGCAAGCACAGCUUUGAGUGUGGUCUAACACUGGAAGAAAGGCGAGAGAGGGCACAAAGCAGGAGCAACAUGAGAAGGUCAGCUGUGUUCAGUGUUCCCCAGAGCCCCACAUCCUCCUGGAGCCCAACCCCCAGCCCCACAGGUCAUCUGCCCCGCCAUGUGUAUUCCACACCACCUAUCGAUGAACCACUGGACCUAAUUAAGAAACCAAGGAAAGAGCCUGAGAUGACAGAGGAGAAAACCAAAAGCACUAGCGCCAUCAAUCAGAUACAGGUGCGUCCUUCUGUGAUCACCUGUGUCUCCUCCACAAGAAAGCCCACCUGCAGUUCUGAGGUCGGCAGCAGUAGCCACUCCUCCACAGUGUUAUCUAAGCACAGCUAUGACCAUGUUGUGGAGGAACAUUUCAAGAGAAGCCUGGGGAUGGACUACCAAAUGGCCAGCUCCCGCCAUCUCUCCAUCAGCGUCUCUGUGGAUGACCAUUUUGCCAAGGCCUUGGGAGAGAAGUGGUUUCAGAUCAAAUCGAAAUCCUCCUCAUGCUCCUCGUCUACAUCUUCUCCACCCAGCAGCCCAAGUGUCACUUACUCCCCCAGCUACGGCCACAGCCCAAACCAAGCUCCCAAAGAGUCUCCAAGUACCACCACUCCCACCUCCAGCUUCUGGUCAGUCAAAUAAAACUACAGAGAGCUUUCCUGGAGAAAGAAUUAACUUUGAGACGUAGCAUUUGAAUGCAAUACAACGGCAGAUCCAUGCUUUUCAAGGAAUGAGAGCACCAAGGAGACAAUGUUGGUGAAAGUGUAGACUCGAGAACAGGAAUGCAGGAAUACUUAGCUACUCUAUAUGGUUGAACCAUUGAGUGCAUCUCCAUGAGUCUAUUCCCUGCCAGUGGAAAGGGGAGUUAUUUCAAUUUCAGGGGACAAGCAAAUUUUGCAGUGAUGUCUUUAUUUCUCAAUUUCUGUCCCAGCCUGUCCCAGCCUUUUCAAUAGCAUAUCUAUCUCUGAAAUAGAUGGUGAUGUGGGAUGAUAGUUGGAGAAAAGAAAUGUGCCAUUAUAUUUCAUUAAAUGUGCCAUAUUUCAUUUAAUGCGGUGAAGAUGCCACUACUUUCAUGAUUGUGUAUUUAUACUGUAUGUUUUUUAACGAACCUGGAUCCUAUUUUCAGUCUAAUAAAUUAUCUACUGUAUACAGUGCUAACAAAUUCACCAAAUCUGUUCAAUACAGUAACUUCAUGUUUUUGUAUAAACUAUGGACAACUCAAAAAGAAAAACCUAUUUGUGUUGGGAUAUUGCAAGUUAUUCAUUUCAUUAGCUUUAUGAAUUAGAACUUAAACUAACCUUAUUCUUGUAUAAAAAAAAGCAACCUGGAGAUUUCAGAAAAUAAAUGUGUGUGCAAUUUAUACAUUAUGUACUUGUUCCAAAAAAAUGUAAUGCUUAGAAAACUGUUGAAAUGCAUUAUAUACACUGAGUGUACAAAACAUUAUGAACACCUUCCUAAAAUUGAAUUGCACCUCCUUUUGCCCUCAGAGCAGUCUCUAUUUGUCGGGGCGUCUGGCACCCAGCAGUGUUGCAGUUCUUGACACACUCAAACGGGUGCGCCUGGCACCUACUACCAUACGCCAUUCAAAGGC
Molecule: messenger RNA, 1887 nt
Organism: Coregonus clupeaformis (lake whitefish)
Lineage: Eukaryota; Metazoa; Chordata; Actinopteri; Salmoniformes; Salmonidae
Product: transcription cofactor vestigial-like protein 4
Exons: 5
Coding region: 117-938 (273 amino acids)
Biological process (GO): negative regulation of DNA-templated transcription
Molecular function (GO): transcription coactivator binding
Source: RefSeq, a predicted model, not a curated record